CUCCAUCUCGAACUCAUCUUUCGAUUGAUUCGCCGCUGCAUUUGCGCGCGAUGAGCACAGGUUUUGUUGGGGGCCAGAAGUAGAACUGGGUCAAUUUUGUCCUACCACAAAUCCUCUGCUCGUGAUUGAAAUGCUGGGUUUUCUGAUCGAGGGUUAUGCCAGUUUUGUUCCAUAGCUGCUGGCGGUUCUCUUCCGAUGUGGAAAGAUCGUCCAAAGGCGGAAUGGCAACAGGCCGUUGUUCAUUUCGAAGAGUUUAUCCGGGCUUCUGCUCUCGAUUUCCUUUUCUUCAUUUUGAGCUAAUACCUUUCCUUUUCAAAAAUAAGGAGCGAUUCAAUAUUUGACUAUUUGGGGGGAUUAAUUUUGUUUGGAAGCAACCAAGGACUUCCAAGAGCACACCGCACUUGAUUUUCCGAAGCAGUACACGGCAUUCUCAAUGCUCUUAGGAAAAAAAACACGAUUGAUUCCGACGAGCGCCUCGAGGAGCAACCCAUGAUGCACGGGAAUGGGCACGGCCGCGUCCACCCGGCGGCGUCCAGCUCCGACUUCUCCGGCGAGAUGAACCAGUCGGUGUCCGCGCCAUCCUCCGACCCUUCCUCCAGCCCGCUCUACAGCUUCCACUUCGAGAAGCCCGUUCCGCAGCAGCCGCCGGCGGCGAAGCCCGGCGAGUACGUGGUGCAGGUGCCCAAGGACAAGGUCUUCCGCGUCCCGCCGCCCGAGAACGCGCGCCUCUUCGAGCACUACACCCGCCGCGCCAAGCGCCGCCGCCGCUGCUCCUGCGUCCGCGUCUGCACGUGCCUGCUCGCCGCGAUCCUCGCGCUCGCCGUCGUCCUCGCCGCGGCCGCUGGCGUCAUGUACCUCGUCUUCAGGCCCAGGCGGCCGGCGUACACCGUCCAGGCGCUCGCCGUGUCGGGCCUCGCCGGCGUCGGGAACGCCUCUGCUCCUGCCGCGUUCUCGCCGGGGUUCGACGCCACCGUGCGCGCCGACAACCCCAACGGAAAGAUCGGCGUGCACUACGAGGGGGGCAAGAGCCGCGUCUCCGUGUCGUACGACGGCGUGCUCCUCGCCGACGGCGCGUGGCCGGCGUUCUACCAGGGGCCCCGGAACGUGACGGUGUUGGUGGCGAAGGCGAAGGGGUCCGGGAUACGGUUCUCGCAGAGCGUGCGCGGGCAGAUGGCCGCGGCGGAGCGGCUCCGGUCGGUGCCGUUCGACGUGGACGUCGAGGUGCCCGUGCGGCUGCAGCUCGGCAGCGUGAAGACGUGGGCCGUGCCGGCGCGGGCGCGCUGCACCGUGGCGGUCGACAGGUUCGCCGCCGACGCCAAGGUGGUGUCCACGUCGUGCCACGUCAAGGUGAGCCUCCUGUCCUGGAGCAUCUGAGCUAGUGGCUUUGUCAUCAGUGCAUUAGGAGAGCAUUUCUUGGCUGUGCCGGGAUAAAUUUUGCUCCUCGUUUGUAAGUUGGUUUGAUGGAGUAAUACGGAUCAUAACAUCCGUAUUGUGCAUCCUGCGAAAUUGUGUUUGGGCUGUUGAUUUGACCCUCUGUUAUUCUGCUCAAGACGUGUUGGCAUGCAGUUGCUGUGUAACCCGAACUAUGCUGUUCAAAACAGGCAGUGGACGUGUCAUAACUGAGUUGAGGCCUUGGUGAAAUGUGUUGCAGUGGUUACUACACUCUCGUUAAAACUGACAGGUGAUGCACUUCGAGGGUUCUUUCUAAA
Molecule: messenger RNA, 1709 nt
Organism: Setaria italica (foxtail millet)
Lineage: Eukaryota; Viridiplantae; Streptophyta; Magnoliopsida; Poales; Poaceae
Product: NDR1/HIN1-like protein 13
Exons: 2
Coding region: 490-1374 (294 amino acids)
Cellular component (GO): plasma membrane
Source: RefSeq, a predicted model, not a curated record